AUGAUGCGUAAGCAGCACUUUGAGACGGAUGUAGAAGAAUACCGCAACAAGAAGAGGCAUGAAUUGCAGACGUUCAAGACCCAUAACACGAGAGGCAGCUCGGGUCUGGUGACUCGUCCUCAGUGGAUCAUUGCAUUCGACUCGGAGAAUAUUGUGUUGGGCAUGACGGAGUGGUUACCCAAAUGGAAGACGAAAAGAACGCGCGUGUUCAAAGGAAAACUGUGGCCUGCGAAUCUUGAUAAUUAG
Molecule: messenger RNA, 246 nt
Organism: Desarmillaria tabescens
Lineage: Eukaryota; Fungi; Basidiomycota; Agaricomycetes; Agaricales; Physalacriaceae
Exons: 2
Coding region: 1-246 (81 amino acids)
Molecular function (GO): nucleic acid binding
Source: RefSeq, a predicted model, not a curated record